Molecule: messenger RNA, 985 nt
Organism: Lotus japonicus
Lineage: Eukaryota; Viridiplantae; Streptophyta; Magnoliopsida; Fabales; Fabaceae
Exons: 1
Coding region: 78-782 (234 amino acids)
Source: RefSeq, a predicted model, not a curated record
UUCUUCACCUUCUCCACCCAAACACAACAACAGCAACCAACACCUCUUCCCCUCAUCCAUUCAAUUCAAAUCCUCAAAUGGGGAAUGCAGUGGUCACUCCCUGCUUUCAUCAAGGCAAAAGACUAUCAUCAUCGUCCUCGUCAUCGUCGUUGUUGCCGUCGUCGCCUGUGAAGCUUAUCUUCUGGGAAGGCAGCACAAGAAUCCUCAACGGUGAUGAGCACGUGGCCGGAGAGAUCAUGUUCGAGUUCCCGGACACCAUGGUUUGCCAUGCAGACUCCUUCUUCAUCGGACACCCUAUCCCUUUGUUAUCCUUAGAUGAUGAUCUCAACCCGGGACAAGCCUACUUUGUUCUCCCCGUUAACAGUUUCUCAGCUUGCAAAACCCUAUCCGUGUCUUCACUCUUAUCUCUGGGAUCACACCAUCAAAAUGGUAAAAAUAGCAAUUUCAAAUUUGGAGAGUCUUGCCCUUUUGAGUACUUGAAGGAUGCUAGUGGGAGGGUAUUGAUCAAGGUCAUGCCGGAGUUUAUUACAAGGCUAAUCAAUGGAGGUAAUAAAGGGGGUGGUGGUGGUGGUUGUUGCUCCGUCGACAGCGGCAACAACAACUUCCUUUGCAGCACUCCUGAGUUGAAGAAACAUUAUCAACAGCUUGUGAGGUCUAAGGAUCAGGUGUGGUCGCCAAAGCUUGAGACUAUUUCGGAGUACAAGGCUAGGUUUUCACCGGGCAGAUUUAUUGGCUUGGAACGGAAACAAAAGGAAAAGGCAGGGGCUGUGGUGGCUAGAUAGUUUAAUAUAUAAAAUUUUGGAGUGGGUUUGCACUUGGAAUUUGUAAACUGAUAGAUCGUCGUGUAUACACAUUAGUUGAUAGUAUAAGCUCAUCUUUGGUCAGGAUCAAUUUUGAAAUUCAGAAACUACUCAUAAAAGUUUCUCUUCAAAAUUCAUUCUACCUUCUCAUGAAUCAAUUAUAGAAAUGGAAGUGUUUUCAAACA